Strongylocentrotus purpuratus (purple sea urchin) is the source of this 1433-nucleotide messenger RNA. RefSeq lists its product as uncharacterized. The transcript has 4 exons. Lineage: Eukaryota; Metazoa; Echinodermata; Echinoidea; Camarodonta; Strongylocentrotidae. Bases 162 to 1007 code for a protein of 281 amino acids. The record is from RefSeq and is a predicted model, not a curated record.
AUCAUUCUUUGUUCGUUUUCCUCGUUGUAUUCGGCCAAUACUUCUCUUUCACUGAACAAGCUUGCAAUCCAAAUCAAAGCGAACACGGUGGGUCCUGUUACCAUUUUUCCCUCGAUGCGUCUGACUUCGAAACUUCAAUAGCGUCAUGUACCAGUCUUGGGAUGCACUUGGUCUUCAUCGGAUCUCAGGACGAACAGGAUUUCCUGAUCGACAACGCCUUUGGCGACAAGUACUGGAUAGGGUUAUCCACAGUGACUUCGUUGGACAAUGCAGCUACUUCAACAUGGUUGGACGGCUCAAGCUUGACCUAUAUCAACUUCGCCAACUCAUCAUUGGCUUUUAAUGCAGGAGGAGAGUGUUUCCGAAUAGCAGGGCCAGAUUUACAGUACAAAUGGGCGGACAAGGGUUGUUCUGUAAAGGUCCAUUAUAUCUGUGAAACAGAAAACGGUAUAUCCAGUGAAGCAACCGAAGAAGUCAUGGUUACUGAAGCCAUGGUUACGGAAGUUCUCCCAAAUGGUUCCUCCGGACCGUCGAUGACAACAAACGAUGAACACGACGUGUCCACAAGCAUCGUAUCAUCGUCAUCGACAACAACUACACCAGCGCAAGACCCAGCAACAUCUACCUCUGCGACAGGGCAAGCCUCAGGGACUUUUGUAGAUUCAACAGAGAGCACUUCUGCAACACCGGACCCGUCACCUGUACCCACUACCCAGUCAGUACCUACGACUGCAACCUUGUCACCUAGAGAUAAAGUUCUGAAGCGUACUUCCACAAUCUUAAAGCUCUCGGUCAACAAUGCAAGACUUCUCGAUGCCUACGUGCAUGCUUCAUUCCGAGUCUCCUCUUUGAUCAGUUGCACACAACACUGUUUUGCUGACGUCACUUGCUCUUGCGUCACCUACAUUGCCCACGAGAGGGCAUGCUUGCUUGGCGAGGAAUGCCAGGGGGCAUCUGGAGUCAGAUAUGAUAAACGUCCUGGAGCUAAAACAUAUUUAAGGGCUUAAAUUCAUCAACUGACAAUUCAGGAUUGAUUCGUCGACAUGGUCAAUAACAAAAAUUAUGAAUAGCAAGCUGCAAUUUACUGUAAAAUUAACUGUAAAAUACAGUCUUGACUAAGUCAUUUUCCCCCAGAGAUGGCGCUAGACCAGUUUUACAUACAGAUCCUAUAGAGUUUUAAUAUAAACAAUUACAAGGAGCUGUUUAUACGAAAAGAGAGCUCUUUUAAUUUGGUUUUGAGUCAGACCAUUUUUGUUCCUUUUGUAGAAAAAAAGUAGAAACAUAUCAACAUUUAUUUUUAGAUUGUCUUAAAGUUAAAAGAUUAUGGCAGGAGGUAAUUCAAAAGUUACAUUUAAUCGAAACUGACAUUGAUUAUUGGAAACCCUUUUUUAUGGGAAUAUCCGGCAAUACUGCUAGAAUAUUUGUAAUAAAUU